Molecule: messenger RNA, 3060 nt
Organism: Syngnathus acus (greater pipefish)
Lineage: Eukaryota; Metazoa; Chordata; Actinopteri; Syngnathiformes; Syngnathidae
Gene: arfip1
Product: ADP-ribosylation factor interacting protein 1 (arfaptin 1)
Exons: 10
Coding region: 387-1805 (472 amino acids)
Biological process (GO): regulation of Arp2/3 complex-mediated actin nucleation; intracellular protein transport
Cellular component (GO): trans-Golgi network membrane
Molecular function (GO): protein domain specific binding; phospholipid binding
Source: RefSeq, a predicted model, not a curated record
CAAUUUGUGGUCUACCGCAAACGCUUAUAAAGAUAUAACUAGACCCUCGCUUAUACCUCCUACCCCCCCCCACACAUUUAAUCCACCAAAGGUACACUUUAUACACGAAGAAACGAAAGCCGUUCUUAAACUUGCAAGCUGAGGAUUUUAACACCAGGGGGAGAGCUCAGUCAACAAAUGGUCCACCCUCUCUGUCGCUUAUCACUUUUUCCGGGGUCCAAACUCGAAGUCGGGUAUACGAGCAAGGGCCCGACCACCGCGAUCAAGAGGCUUUUUUGUAUUCAUUGUGUUUCAAGGAACCCGGUUGCUGUUUCCUGGACGUAGGACACACAGUUUGGGACUUAACGACAAUCCGCUAAAGUUAGCCACGACGGCCAUUGACAGGUAUGUCUGAGGGUAGUCUUGAGACCUCAGCCGAUGACCCUCGCGUGGAAGCCGAGGAGAGUCCGCGCGUCGGUGACCCGUCAUCUCCGAACGUAGACGAGAGCGAUAACGCGUCAGGCGACGAAGCGCUGUAUGACAUCAGUAUAGACAGUGGCGAGGAUAAGUCAGGAAGCGGCAACGAAGAUGUUGACCAGGGCAGGGAUGAGGCUCCAAGUGUAGAAAAUUACGGACACCCGACUGUGGAUGCAGCAGAGGAAUGUGGAGAUGAUGACAUUCGGACAAAGGAGGACGACAUGGCCGAGGAAUCCCAGAGGAGCUCGGCCGCUGAGAUCGCAGUCACCAGCAACGGAGACCUGGACCAGAACCCGGAGGAAGUGUUCUGCGGGGAGUCUUUCCCAGGGAAGCCGGCAUUCCCUGACGUUCCGGAGUCUUGCGUCCCUUCCAGCAACUAUGCAUCAACGACAGAAGGCGUCAUUGAAUCGGGCCCGCACAAAGGGUCGUCCAGCCUCCCCUCGUCCCCGGUGGCUCCCUUCUCACCCAGCCCGGCUGUGGCUAGCCGCCUGGCGCGCUCCUACAGCGAGAGCCAGGCGGAGACAGAUGGGGCCAAAACGGAGCCGUCGAGUGGAGCGCUGGUCCUGUCCGAUGACAUGAAGACUCCAGCCAUGGAGAAACUCGACCUUGUUAGAAAGUGGAGCAUCAACACUUAUAAAUGCACCCGUCAGAUUCUAUCGGAGAAGCUCGGCCGCGGCUCCAAGACGGUGGACCUGGAUCUGGAGGCCCAGAUCGACGUGCUGCGUGAGAACAAGCGCAAGUACCAGCAAGUCAUCAAGCUGGCGCAGACGCUGGCCGGCCAACUGGCGCAGAUCAUGCAGACGCAGAGGCAGCUGGGCGACGCCUUCGCGGACCUCAGCCUCAAGACUCCGGAACUCCACGAGGAGUUUGGUUACAACGCUGACACUCAAAAGCUUUUGUCCAAAAAUGGAGAAAUUCUGCUGGGCGCCAUCAACUUUUUCAUCAACAGCGUCAACACCCUGGUGGACAAAACCAUCGAGGACACCAUGAUCAACAUCAAGCAAUACGAGAUUGCCAGGGUGGAGUACGACGCGUACCGCACCGAUCUGGAGGAGCUGAACUUGGGCCCGCGCGACAACAACACCCUGCCGAAGAUCGAGCAUUCUCAGCAACUGUUCCAGGCGCACCGCGACAAGUACGAGAGGAUGCGCAACGACGUCUCCGUUAAGCUGAAAUUCCUGGAGGAGAACAAGGUGAAGGUGUUGCACAACCAGCUGAUCCUCUUCCACAACGCCAUCGCGGCUUACUACUCGGGCAACCAGCAACAGCUGGAGCAAACGAUGAAGCAGUUCCACAUCAAGUUGAAAGCGCCCGGCAGCGAGCGUCCAUCUUGGCUAGAGGAGAACUAAAGAAAAAUUUAAUCUAUGAGUAAAAACUACAGGGACCCCCCCCCCCCCCCAGCCUCCUCUCCUCCCCCCUGUCAGGAAUGAUGGCCUUCCAAAACGAUCUUUUUAAGCAACAAAAAAGUCCAUAAAAAUGUUAUUUUCAAUGCUACAAUCUCUGAGGAAAAAAAAUGCACUUUUGACGUUUGACAAAUCCAUCAAACUGCAGUGAACGCAUUAAGCAAGCUGUAAAAAUGCCUUUUUUUUUAUAAAAGCGAUACGAAUGUUGUAACCCAACGGAAUUAAACUAGCGUUUUUGCCAUCGUUUUUCAGCAUGAGAGACCAUUUUUAACAUUCCGUGCAAUUCUCGCUCAGCCUCGACAGACUCUUCCUGAAGUUUAAGGGUAAUCAAAUAUUCCAAGCUAAUGCUAAGAACCACUAAUAAAAGUAGUUUGAGGACAUUUGCUAGACUGACAUACUUAUUCCUUUCUCAAUCCAAAAAGCACAUUUUUUCAAACAAUUUUUGACAAAUGUGAUAUUUUCAAAUAAUUCCUCAUAGUUUGUCCAUAAUCCCCUGCGCUGACUUCUGGCAUCUUAUUUUUCGAGAGACAAUGAAGGACUCACUAAAUGUUUGGACAAAAUGUGCCUUGACUCCACUUCCGUUCCCAUGCUACAUGCUAAUACUCAAAAACUUCUAAGCACUCCAAACUACUUAUAUUAACAACGUAUGAAUCAUUGUAUUUUAAAACUUUGCAUGAAAAAUGUUUGGGAAGUACAAAAAGGUUAGGUGUGAUGGAAAAAAAACAAAAUAGUUUAUCUUGAGAAAUGUUUCUUGUAAAUUUUCAAAGACCAGCAUAACUCUGCUUUAAGCUGCUAACACUUUUCUUGGUUUAAAAAUAAAAUAUAUAUUUUUAAAAAGCUAGUAUGUCAAACAUUCAUAACUAGCAGUCUCUUGUUUGCUCAGUUUUGUACCGCUGACUUUUUAUAGUUUGCGAGUGUGACUCUGGUUUGACACUCCUAAAAUGAUAUAUGAAAAAAGGUUUAUAUAUUUGUAAUUUUGCCUAGUUUACGCCCUGUAGUCUAGGAUUAGUGCAUUUUUCCUACAGACUUCCAUCGAAUGAAAUGCUAAGUGCUAUGUGAAAGUGUAUCUUUGUAUAGGAAAAAUAUUCAAAAAAGUGUUAGGUUUAAAAUGAUUUGGAAUGUUUAAGAUUCAAUAUAUACAUUGUCAUGUGCACAGUAAAAAAAAGUAUUUGGGAAAAUAAACAUACUUUUUGGAUUUUCA